Messenger RNA from Esox lucius (northern pike), 1394 nucleotides. RefSeq names its product reticulocalbin 2 (gene rcn2). The record is from RefSeq and is a predicted model, not a curated record. Gene Ontology annotation, molecular function: calcium ion binding. Gene Ontology annotation, cellular component: endoplasmic reticulum. The coding region runs from base 396 to 1325 and encodes 309 amino acids. The transcript has 8 exons. Lineage: Eukaryota; Metazoa; Chordata; Actinopteri; Esociformes; Esocidae.
AACCAUAGGCGGAAAUCCCGGGGGGACACGAUGCUUUGAAUGUAACUGGCUCAUCUGCAGCGUCCUCUCUUCUGUAAAUAGUAGCUAACAUCUCCCUACCAUCCGCCACCCCCAUUAUCGGCCGUUUCUAGUUCAAAAUCCUCUCAAGUUCAAAAUGUAAAUGCACUGGAAAGCAACGGUACGUUUUGCUAAUCAAUAUACCCUUUCAUCUAGCCCACUACCAUAUUUUAUUAUAAUGUAUUGAGGUUAAAACACUUUUUUUGUUGUUUUAGGUAAAGUUGCAAUUCGUGAAAUUCGGCUUGCACGACAGACCAGAGGUCGUAUCAAAGUGAUCAGUCUUUUUUCUUUAUCCAAAGGCAAGAAAGAUAGCUACAAUAGGGGGUUCUACGAGAUUAAUGAAAUACUCAAGUUUGACUAUUGCAUUAUUUGUGAUGCACUGUACCUUUGGACAGAGCUCCCACAAUAAAGGACAACAUUAUGUAGGUCACCAGCAACAUCCUGAUCACAACAUGGAUCUAUUACUGGGAACUGAGGAAGGAGAUGAAAUAAAUAAACUUAGACCAUCUGAGCAAAGGGACAAAAUGAUGGAAGUUUUGAAGAAGAUUGAUAUAGAUUCAAACAAGCAAUUAAACUCAGAGGAGAUCACACUAUGGAUUCAGCAUGUCUACCGGAAAUAUGCAUUUGUUGAUGCAAAGGAGCGCUUCCCUAGUUUUGACACCAACAACGAUGGUGUGGUGUCAUGGGAAGAAUACAACAAGGUCGUCCAUGCACAAGCCUUUAACAUUGAUGAGAAUGCUAUUCUGGAGGAUCCAGAGCAAGAAUCUCUCAGAUUUCUCCACAUGAAGGAGAAGAAGCGAUUUAACUUUGCUGACGUUGAUGGCACACCAGGUCUUAACCUAACAGAGUUUCUCGCAUUUACACAUCCAUCUGAGGUGGACCAUAUGGCUGAUUUUACCAUUGAAGAUGUGUUGACGGACUACGACAAAGAUAAAGAUGGGUUCAUCAAUCUACAUGAAUUUAUUGGUGACAUUCAAAAUAAUGACGGUGACCCAUCACUGUGGGAGAUUGAGGAAACUGUGCGCUUUAAGAAUCUCUAUGAUGAAGACAAGGAUGGUAAACUGAAUAGAGAGGAGCAGCUCCGCUGGGUGGCUCCUAACAGCUAUGGUUCGGCACGUGAGGAGGCUAUUCGCCUCAUCAAAGAAAUGGAUCAAGACGGUGACGGAAGACUGUCAGAGGAAGAGGUUUUGAAAAAUCAAGACAUUUUUAUGAAUAGUGAAAUAACAGACUAUGGAAGACAGCUUUAUGAGCCACAUGACGAAUUAUAACAGAUGCUAGUGUAUUUUUCCAAAAAGAUCUAUAUUUUUUCUGUUAAGUUCAAUAAAUAAUGUAUGUAU